GGGGCCCGGCGCGUGCGCGGAGCCAUCGAAGGCUCCAGAACGCUCAGAAGGAUCCGGGGCGGCGGAGGCGGCGGAGCCGGUGCCACCACCCGCUGUUGUCACCGUCGCUGUCCCCUUUUUGUCCCCGUUCCACCGUGGAGUCGCUGCGCGCUCUGUCCCAGCUGCACUCCCCUCCGCGCGGGGCGGGGGGAGGUGGCGGCGGUGGCGACCUGGGCGGCUCCGGUGGCGACCACGGUGGCGAUCCCUGCCCGCCCAUGGCCCGCACGGUGUGGGAUGAAGAGGAAUGYUUGGAUUAUUACGGAAUGCUGUCCCUGCACCGCCUGUUCGAGGUGUUGGGCGCUCAGCUGACCGCCAGCGAGGUGGCCGUGCUGGCCGUGCUGCUGGACGAGGCUCCGGCCGCGCUUCACCCGCUGGACCCCGCGCUCUGGGCCGGGGAUGGGGACGGGAACGGGGACGGGGACGGGGAUGGUGUGUCCCCGGUUCUGCUGGAGCGCUGGAGCCGCCGCCGCUGCCGCCGCGAUCCCCGGGCGGGGUCGGGASCGCCCCGGAACGGGCUGGAGCUGCUGCUGGAGAUGGAGAGGAGGGGACUGUGCCAUGAGGGGGAUCUGGGACAGCUCCGGCGGCUGCUGCGGAUGGUGAGCAGACAGGAUCUGCUGAGGUGUGUGAGCCUGAAGAGACCAAGGCCAGGUUAGUGUCACUGUGUGUCA
Messenger RNA from Malurus melanocephalus (red-backed fairy wren), 707 nucleotides. RefSeq names its product DNA-binding death effector domain-containing protein 2-like. Bases 255 to 692 code for a protein of 145 amino acids. NCBI's taxonomy places the organism in Eukaryota, Metazoa, Chordata, Aves, Passeriformes, Maluridae. Gene Ontology annotation, biological process: regulation of apoptotic process. The transcript is spliced from 2 exons. The record is from RefSeq and is a predicted model, not a curated record. Gene Ontology annotation, molecular function: protein binding.